Messenger RNA from Dujonia railenensis, 1842 nucleotides. Lineage: Eukaryota; Fungi; Ascomycota; Pichiomycetes; Serinales; Debaryomycetaceae. The record is from the annotation of a GenBank genome assembly.
AUGGACAAAAGGAUCCUCUACAAUCUAAGAUUAAGGAAGUCUACCAUAACGUAUGCUGUGCUAUUCAUAUUAUCAACGUUUGUGAUUAUCAAUACAUUUACCUCCAAAUCGCCAUUAGCAUCGCUACCUUUCAAGUACUAUGCAACUCCUGCAACAUCCAAGUUGCAAGUAUUUGAUAAUAUCGCAGCAACAUUAAGUAAGAAUACCAUCGUGACCGAUAUUAAAAUCAAGAGGUGCCUUAAGUACACAAAAUGUGACUUAAGUAAAGUGGAGAAAGUCCAAAAAUGGAUCAAGUUGGAAACGCCAUUGGAAUUGUAUGCAAAGAAUGAUUUUAAGAACUUUGUCAGUAAUUUGGAGAUCUUCAACCAUUACAUUUAUAUAAAAAAGACUCCUGUCAAGGAUGCUCCACGAGGUUUAGUGGAUAUAAGAAUAUCUUCGUCGUCGGGUUCUUCAGUUAUUCCUGAAGGUGAAGACGCUAGAGACUGGGAACAAGCUCCCUCCGACUCUUUUACUAUUUGGAAGAAGUAUGUAAGAAAACCAGCAAAAAGGACGAAUGGGCCUCCCUUCUUGGAGACUGAGUUUAUCCGAGAUAUCAAUAUCUUGUAUGGAAUGGAUGACUUGGCUGACGGAAGGGAAAACUGGGAAUUGCAAGAUACACCCAUAGAAAUUCAAAACAUAGAUAAUACCAUACCGCCAUAUCUCUCACUUUUGAGAGUAUCUAUGUUGAGACAGGCUCAAGUUGUGGCCGCUCUGAACAAAUUUCUGCAUCUUAAAUUUAACCAAAUCAUGUUUACUGAACUGAAUUAUGUUAAAAUUUUACAGCUUUCAGAUUUACAUUUUGGUGCCGAUAAGGGAAUAUUGUGUAAUAAUAAAUUAGAUGACGGAAUGGAGGGAUAUGAUAUAUGUGAUUCAGACUCUAAGACGUUAGAAUUUAUUGAUUCUUCAAUUGAUCAGGAACUGAAGCAACCAAUCGAUCUUAUAAUUAUUUCUGGGGAUUUAAUCGAUAGCUAUAGAACUAAAGAUUUCAGAUCUACCAUAUUGAAGGGGUUGGCUCCUAUUUUGGAAAGAAAAGUUCCGUUUAUAUUCACAUUUGGUGAGCUGGACGAGGUGGCUACACUUGAAGAAAAAGAGGACUUAAGUACUGUCUCCAACAAGGACGAUCGUAAAAUUGAUCCAGUUUUAAAAUUGAACAUCCUUAAUUUCUUACAGUCUUUACCAUAUUGUUAUAAUGUUUUACACCACUAUGAUGAUAGAAUCCAUGGGUUGAGCAACUACAAUAUUAAAGUUUAUAAAAACGAUCCAAAUUCCAAAGCACCACUUGAACAGUCUAAACCUGCAGUCGUUUUAUCGAUAUUAGAUUCUGAAAACCAUAAGAUUGACUCAUCACAAAUAAACCAUUUAUACAGGUUCAACCAAGGAAUCAAAACUGAAAACCCAUUCAAAUUGCUCUUUUUCCACUACCCAUUGCCAAAUUAUAGGCCACUGGGAGAGUUCAAAAUUAUUGGAAGCUACAACGUAAAGCAUCCAUUAAAUGUAAAGACUGACUCUAAGUAUAGAGACGAUAUUUACAAUUUAGGAUACCAUGUUGUCUCUGUCGGGCAUGAACACGAAAACGAUGCAUGUAUUUUAAGUGAAUCAAAGCAUAAGGAUAAGGUUAUGAAUGAAUUAUGGUUAUGCUAUAGUAGUGUCACUGGAUUUAGUGGAGAAACAUCAGCUCAAGAUUAUGAUAGGAAAGUAAGAUUAUUCGAAAUUAAUUUCGCUGAGCAGAAGAUGUUAAGUUGGAAGAGGAGUCAAAAAAGUGGAGAGGGAUUUGAUUAUCAAAUGAUUUAUCAGUAUGAGUAA